AUGGCUUCUUCUAUCAAUAAUUUCAGUAAUGAAUACUUUAAAUUUAUCUGGACCAGAUAUUCUAGAUAUGGUUAUAGAACUGUUAAAAUUCUUUCGGUUACCAAAUUACGCAUACAAGAAAUGUUUGAUUGCAGAUUGGAGCCAGGGACCACUACUCGUCUGCCGUCUGCGCCUGAAUCACCUCUCGCUCGCCUCUCUGCGACGCAUGACUCCGCCUGGCUCACCGUCACAGCCAGUCCUCCACCGUCAAACCGUCAGUCCUCACCACCGCCAGCUGGCCCGCCCCGUUGCACCCGCGAUGUCAACCUGACUGCCUGCGGCCUGGCCAAAGAAAUCUAUAUUACUUGGGUGGUAUCUGUGGAGUUGAAGAUUAUGGGUAGGAUUAAAGCAAAGGGAAAGAAGUUGGCUGUCACAAACCAAGAUGAUCCAGGAAGUGCUGAGGAAGAAAAAACCCAUGUACAGAAGAGAAGGGGCAGGCCUCAGAAUUACUUAAUGAUGACAGAGAGUGAGGACACGACAAAUGAUGUCCAUUACAUUGAGUUUGUCUUCGGACUUGCUGGAGUAUGUCAUUGGUGA
This is a messenger RNA of Fraxinus pennsylvanica, 576 nucleotides long. The record is from the annotation of a GenBank genome assembly. Lineage: Eukaryota; Viridiplantae; Streptophyta; Magnoliopsida; Lamiales; Oleaceae.